This is a messenger RNA of Aaosphaeria arxii CBS 175.79, 702 nucleotides long. Its product is annotated as cofilin, actophorin. The transcript has 5 exons. The record is from RefSeq and is a predicted model, not a curated record. Gene Ontology annotation, cellular component: actin cortical patch; cytoplasm; actin cytoskeleton. Gene Ontology annotation, biological process: cell motility; actin filament depolymerization; actin filament severing. The coding region runs from base 159 to 620 and encodes 153 amino acids. Gene Ontology annotation, molecular function: actin filament binding. NCBI's taxonomy places the organism in Eukaryota, Fungi, Ascomycota, Dothideomycetes, Pleosporales.
GUCAAAUAGCUUUCUUGAUUUCCUACCUGCAACAGCAUAUCCCUUACUACGUUGCUCACUGGAUUAUCAGUCCAGUCUCAGAAGCAACAGUCUAUCCCACUCGAGUCGUACAUACGAGCCGCAUCAUUCCGAUCCUUACGUUCCCUGGAGUCAUAAUCAUGUCAAUUCCUUCUGGUAUUCGCAUUUCAGACGAAUGCAUCGCUGCAGUCCAUGCUCUUCAUUCCCCGAAAAGAUGCCCCAACAAGCUACGCUUCGUGAUCUUUAAAGUGGACGACGACCAACAAAGCGUUGUGGUGGAGGCUUCAUCCUCUGAGCCCGACUACGAAACUUUUCGGCAGAUGCUUUGUGAUGCUAGUGACCAUAAAACGACAUCACUCGCUCCGCCGCGAUAUGCUGUCUACGAUGUGGACUAUGACCUUGGCCAAGAAGGAAAGAGAACAAAAUCAAUUUUCAUUUCCUGGAUCCCUGUACACACACCGUUGAAGCUUUGCAUGGUUUACGCGAGUACCCGGGAGUACCUACGGAAAGCCCUUAAUAUCGAGGUUUCAAUCCAUGCUGAUAGUAUUGAUGAGCUCGAAUGGGAGAGUAUCUUGGAAAAGGUCAGCAGUGGGAGAGCGUAGAAGCUUAGAAUUUGAAUUUGGUCCAUGUGGUGCAAUGACCUCGUACUUGGCCGUUUUUAUGAUACUAUGGAGUGAUCUGGGU